GCCCCCCAUCUCAUCUCAGCACCCCAACUUUUUUUCUAUCAACGUGAAGCAGGAUGCCUGCUGAUGAUGGCCGGCCUGAGGCAUCCCUUGCGCCUUGUUCAUGCGCAUUGAUCGGGUCUCUAUUGCAACCAGUCACUGCCAGUGCCACUGGACUAACGGAGGCGCCUCAAGACUCCGUCAACAUCGUGAGAUUUCUGGUCUCAGUUUCGGCGUCUUUAACAGAGGACCCGUGACUGCUGCGUACCACCUCAUGGCACAAUGGCUUCUUAUCACGCGCUGGACUCGAGUGGGACAUUGGGCAAAAAAACGAAGCACAACGUCUACGUAACACAUCGUGAAGGCACAGUGGACAUGGAGGGUAUGCAGUUUUUUGUAGCACAGGGUAUGGAAUUCAGGAGCAACGAUAAGUGCCUGCUGACGCCGACUGGGGGGCCCAGCAGCUGUUCUCUAGCGGCUGAGAGACACGCGAAGCUGGCAUGCAUGGUCACACCGCUGUGGGUGAGACGAGACGCGGCAGUCAGGCACGAGGCGGCACCCCGAUCGGGGUCCGAAAACUCAACAGUAGUACACGUAGUUAGAGGUGGUGGACAGCGUGGAAUGGGAAGGGCGAGUAUUGUGUCGGUUUUCAGCGAUGACGUUGAUGCGGACCCUGCGAGCUACGUCGUCAUUGGCGAGAGGAUGAGGUAUGAUGAAAGGCUUGACCUCUGCGGCGGCGCGCGGUGAAGCGGAGGAACAAUUAAAUGAAGGAAGGGAUGUGUACUGGUAGUAGAUAGAGAGAACCGGGUGGCGACAUUGGAACGGCGGUGGCAGAGACAGAGAGAGACUGACUGUACUGUACGUGGUAUGGCAGGUGUGAGUUACAGGUA
Molecule: messenger RNA, 866 nt
Organism: Aplosporella prunicola CBS 121167
Lineage: Eukaryota; Fungi; Ascomycota; Dothideomycetes; Botryosphaeriales; Aplosporellaceae
Exons: 2
Coding region: 259-723 (154 amino acids)
Source: RefSeq, a predicted model, not a curated record